Messenger RNA from Argentina anserina (silverweed cinquefoil), 2101 nucleotides. RefSeq lists its product as uncharacterized. The record is from RefSeq and is a predicted model, not a curated record. The transcript is spliced from 3 exons. NCBI's taxonomy places the organism in Eukaryota, Viridiplantae, Streptophyta, Magnoliopsida, Rosales, Rosaceae. Gene Ontology annotation, cellular component: plasma membrane. The coding region runs from base 42 to 1928 and encodes 628 amino acids.
UUCCGAAUCUGGUCUUCUAUCAUGAAGCUUCUUUUCUGGCUAUGCUGUCUCCCAACCUUGGCUAUCACCAGGUAGGCCAAAUGUGCCGAAAAUAUACUGAUAACACUAGAAAAAGGUUGAACCUCUACUUAGAUGCUGUGGUGUCUCAAGACAGCUUGGCUGCCCUUGACAUCAUUUCACAAGCACAGCACUUGUCUAACGUAGGAGAAAAACUUCUUCAUGGUAUCAAACAGAAACAGGAAGCCUUGGUGUGGGAGCGACCAGAGAUCAGAAUUCUAAACCCAAGUUGCAUUGAUUUGGAAAAAAGGUUGCAGGCAAUAGAAGUACCCUUGCGAGGAAUGGAAGUAGCACUAACUUCUUUCCCUUCAUUUCCUGUUGCCAUGAUUGAUAAAGUGCAGAGAGAUGCUUUCACCGACAUAAAGAGUCUCAUUUGCCACAAGCUGGAGCAACUUGAGCGCAUUUCACCUUUCUACAUGACAAAGAAGAAGGGAAAUUCACUUGACAGGUCCUUUUGGACCCUCAAAACCCUUUGUCAUGAAGAUCUGUUGGUUUUCUUUUUUAUUGAUUGUCUGAAACUCCUCCAAGAAAAUACUGAGGCGAUUGAAGCAUGCAAGCUCGACACAGAGAUUCAAAGUUUCAGUGGUUCACAAAACCAAAGCAAUAUCAGUAUCAAAAGGAGCCGGAGCACUCUAAAUCACAUUUUACCAAGCAAAGUAAGUUUACUUUUUGCUUUCAAGUGCUCUCUUUCACUAGGUCUUGCCGUGCUAUUUGGUUUGAUUUACAAUGAAAAAGAAGCGUAUUGGUCAGGACUUGCAAUUGCAAUAAGUUUUAUCAAAGGAAGACAAGCGACAUUUACACUUGCUAAUGCUCGAGCACAAUCAACAGCAAUGGGAUCAAUUUACGGAGUCUUGUGCUGUUUUAUUUUCCAAAAAUUUGAGGAUCUUAGAUUCUUACCUCUACUUCCUUGGUUAAUAUUCACUAGUUUCUUAAGGCAUAGUAAGAUGUAUGGUCAAGCUGGAGGGAUAUCAGCAGCUCUUGGGGCAUUAGUAAUACUUGGUAGGAAAAAUUAUGGCUCUCCUAUCGAUUUCGCAAUUGCCAGAAUCACAGAGGCUGUAAUUGGAAUGAUCUGUUUAGUCACCAUAGAUAUUCUCUCCGGUCCUGUGAGAGCAGCAACUCUAGCAAAACUAGAACUUUCACAUUGCUUGGGAGCUCUUCAAGAAUGCAUCAGUGAUAUAGUUCUCUUUAACAAUGACCAAAGCAACCUGCAAGCUUCAAUCUUUCCAGCAUCCAAACAGAAACAGGACAAGCUGAAGUCCCAUCUUGAUCAAUUUGAGAAGUUUGUUGUUGAGGCUGAGUUGGAGCCUAAUUUCUGGUUCAUCCCUUUCAAUGGCGCUUGUUAUCGCAAGAUCCUCAGGUCUGUAUCAAAGACAGGGUACCUAUCGCUUAUUAUGUCCAACAAAGUAGAAUCUCUAUCAGUGACACUAAAAAGAUUUGAUGUUGCUUCAGAGAACCUCCAAAGCCACAUCAACUGCAUGAAGAAUGAUCUAGAUCGUUUCAAGGAGAAAGUCUGUUCCUCACUGCAAUGCCUUCAGAAAUUGUCUUCCAAGAAGUCCCUUGCAGUACCUGAGAAGCAUGACAUUGAGUUGGGAAUAUCAGAGAAGGCAAAUGAUUGUAGAGGUUUGGGUACAUGUAAGGAAGAUGUUGAGUCUUCCACUGUAAGUUCCUUUAUUCAACAUUCCAACGAUGUAUUAGAUGGAAUUCGUAGCGGUGAAGGGGAGGAAGAUGAGAAGCUUAAAAGCCAGGUGGUUCUUUGUUUGGGUGGCCUUGGAUUCUGCAUCACUAGUCUGCUGAGGGAAGUACUGGAGAUGGAAACAGAGUUUCAAGAACUAACCAAAUGGGAGAACCCUUCAAGCCAUGUUGUAGUAUAAACUAUAAAGUAACGUAUCUAAUUUUCUUGUAAUUCACCUUUUUCUCUUCGCAUUUCGGAUCUUAUUAAUAAGUUAGUGAAUUUUCCGAGUAUAUGCUAUGCACUUAUGCAGUGUUGGAUUAGCAAAACAAUUAGCCUAUACUCGUGCAAACUUGGAUUAACUUGUCCGAUCUC